AUGGGGAUGGCCCAUCCACCAACAAGCUCUAAAGUCUGAGCUUCCACCACGAUAUAGUAAUAGUGCGCACUGUACCUCGAACUACAGCAUUCGUGCCAUAUGUUGAAUCGAGUGCUCUAAUUUGCGGAACUGCUGGGAGAAACCCACCGAAAUACCCAAAAUUGUCGGGACAUAACAGCAACAGCAGCCAGCGGCAGCAGCCAGCGACAGCAGCCUCGGCGCACGAUGCGGGAAAUCGUGACUCUGCAGUUGGGCAGCUACGCUAACUUCGUCGGCGCGCACUUCUGGAAUCUGCAGGAUGAGGCGGUGGGGCGGCAGGGCGAGGGGGGAGCGGGGCAGCAGCAGGCGGACCUGGAGGAGGGCGUGGUGAUGCAGUGGCGCGAGGCGCACGGGCUCGGCUCCACCGCAUACUGCACGCCCCGUGUGCUCGCCAUCGACUACAAAGGCUGCCUUGGACCCGUGUCCCUCGCCUCGCCCCUUGACAGCCAUGGGGGCAUCUCGCCUGCACCUUCUGCCAUACCCACAUGGUCUGGCCCCUCCUCCGUCUCGUCCUCCGACCCUCUCCCCCUCAACCCCUUCCUGCGCCGCCUGCACCACGCGCCCCCGCCCGCCACACACACUGCCUCGUCCGCGCAUGUAGCAGAGGGGCGGGAGCAGGGAGGACAGGGGGCGGAGUACAGGCAGGGUGCGGGGGGGGAGGGGAGUGAGGCGGCGGAGGUGGCACGGGGGUUGGAGGGCGGCGUGGGGUACUGGACGGAGUACCUCAAGGCGCAGCUGCGCCCGCGGAGCGUCCUGCAGCUGCCGGGGGGGUGGUGGCAGGGCGCGCUCUCGCCGCUGGACGCGGGGGGCUAUGGCGACUGGCGCGAGGUGGGGGGCGGGCGGGAGGGCGAGGAGGAGGUGGAGGAGCGAGUGCGGUGGCUGGCAGAGGACUGCGACGCCAUGCAGGGCUUCUCCCUGCUGCUCGACCCCGCCUCGCCGUUCGCCUCACUGGCCACGCGCGUGGCGCUGCACCUGGCGGCGGAGUUCCCCAAGGCGCCCAAGCUCCUCUUCUCCCUGCGCCCCCCCGACGCCCUCCUCCCGCCCACCGCCCUUUCUCCUGGCCCCCUCGCCCCCCCCCACACGCCGUCCCUGCUCACGCUCUCGUCCGCCGUCUCCCUGGCCGCCCUGCUGCCCCUCACCUCCCUCGUGCUUCCUCUCGGCCGGCCCUCCCUCGCCGGUCUCCUCCCCCACGUGCGCCCCAGCGACGCCAGUCUCUUCCACUCCUCCGCGCUGCUCGCCACCGCCAUCGACGCCCUCUCCUCGCCCUUCCGCCUCGCCCCCCGCCCCCCCUCCUCCUCCUCCUCCCCCGUUGGCCACGUGUCCAUGAGGGACUUCACCUCGCUGCUCUCGCUCUCCUCGCCCCAUGGCGGCCUCUCAUUCGCCUCCAUGGCCCUGCCAGCUCAGCCACUGCAUGAGGCAGCAGAUCAAGAGGCAGCAAAUAGCAGCCCGCCAUGUGGCAUGGCUGUGCUGACGUCAGACUUGAGCGGCAGCAGCAGAGAGGGGAGGGGAGAGAGGGGAGGAGGCAGCAGAGGGAGCGAGAGAUGGGUGGGGGCGCAGCAGCAGCAGCAGCAGCAGCAGCAGCAGGAGGAGGAGGUGGAGCGAGGCAUUCGGGCGCAGGUGGUGGUGGCACGGGGCGUGGUGGGCAAGCAACCCACAGGCGCCUACCACACGCCCCCCGCGCCACUACCCCCCGCAGCAGCGGCCUCGGCCAUCCAGCGAGCGCUGCUCUCUGUGCGCAUGCGCGUGGCCCCCGUCCCCGCGCCCUGCAUCGCGCACAUCGCCGCCAUGCAGCAGCCCCUUGCCAUUCCCCUGCCCUUCCCCCGCUUCUUCUCCGCUGACGUCAGCAAAUUCGGUCUUGUCCUGCCGCCCUCCCAGCACCGUGCCGGCGUGGUGGGCAGGGCAGCAGCAGCAGAGGUGGGGGGGUGGGGGUGGGGGUGGGGAUGGGGCCGGACGUGGAGUGGGCGCCAGUGGUGGCGCGUGCGGCAGCGGGGCGGGCCAUGGUGCGGCACGGGCAGGUGCGCGCCGCAGCGCUGGAGUGGGUGCAGGGGGGGCGAGGGGGGGCGGGCAGGCUGAUGGUGGGGGCGUGGGGGGUGGAGGGGGAGGAGGUGUGGGAGAUGCAGGAGAGAGUGCUGGAGGUGUGCGAGCGCCUGGGGGGGGACGAGGGCAGCGGGGACGACUGAAGGGUGGGUGGGCGCGGCAAGGGACUGGAUGCAUGCAGCACGGCAUGGGGGUGCAUGCACUUGGACAGGCUGGGUACCCACCCGCCACACAUGGUUUAGCAUAGCGUGCCACCCGCCACACAUGGUUUAGCAUAGCGUGCCAGUAUGUUUGCCGCCCAGACUCCAGAAUGUUGACU
Closterium sp. NIES-67 is the source of this 2395-nucleotide messenger RNA. The record is from the annotation of a GenBank genome assembly. NCBI's taxonomy places the organism in Eukaryota, Viridiplantae, Streptophyta, Zygnematophyceae, Desmidiales, Closteriaceae.